Messenger RNA from Pungitius pungitius (ninespine stickleback), 1828 nucleotides. Its product is annotated as kelch-like protein 10. The record is from RefSeq and is a predicted model, not a curated record. Lineage: Eukaryota; Metazoa; Chordata; Actinopteri; Perciformes; Gasterosteidae. Bases 1 to 1722 code for a protein of 573 amino acids. Gene Ontology annotation, molecular function: protein binding. The transcript has 5 exons.
AUGUCUGUGUAUAAUGAGCUUCGUCUGGAACAACAGCUUUGUGACGCCGUGAUCAGAGUGGGCAGCACCAGAUUUCCCGUGCACAAGAUCGUCCUCUGCAACUGCAGCCCGUACUUCCAAGCCCUCUUCACCAACUGGUCAACCCAAGAGAGACAGGUCUUUGACAUUCCCAAUGUGUCUUCUGACGUCAUGAAGAUCAUCAUCGAGUUUGCCUACACCGCCUUUCCCGCUGUGACACCGGAAAAUAUACAAGAGUCCUUCAUUGCAGCGCACCAGUUCAAUGUGAUGGGCCUUAUUCAAGCCUGCUGCAGCCUGCUGGAGGAUCAGCUGUCCCCGCAGAACUGCAUCGGCAUCUGGCGGUUCACAGAUUUCUACUACACCCCUGAACUGACCCACAAGGCCUUCCUUUACACAGUGACUCACUUUGAAGAGGUUGCUUCCACCUCAGAAGAGUUCCCGCUGCUCUCUGUGCAGGAACUGGUUAAAAUCAUUGAGAAUGACCACCUCAAUGUCAAGCAGGAGAAGACGGUGUUUGGGGCCAUCCUUUGCUGGAUUGGCUACGCCGCACAGGAACGCAGAGAACACAUCUCUCUGCUUUUGUCCAAUGUCAGGCUGGCUUUAACAAGUCCACAAUUCAUCACAAACAGUGUGAGAAACAACGAACUAGUGCUGGCAAGCUCAGAGUGUCAUUUGAUUCUCAGCCGGGCCCUGGAGGCCAUGCAUGACCUCAAUAUAAACAAGUUGUCCAAAACUAUUUAUUAUAACCGCCUGUCCUGCCCACGACUGUCUCCGACCGCCCUGUUGUCUUUCGGGGGCAGGCGCGGUGGAUAUUCCACCGAUGUCAUAGAGGCGUAUGAUACCCGCGCUGAUCGCUGGGUCAGUGUCUCAAAAUACGGGGCUUACAUUCCGCGGGCCUACCACGCCACAGUUUUCCUUGACGGAGCAGUUUACUGUGUCGGUGGCUUUGACAACUCCGAGUGGUUCAGCAGCGUGUACCGGUAUGACCUGGUCACCCACACCUGGACAGAGGUGAAGCAAAUGCAUCGGAGCCGCUGCUAUGUCAGCGUAACCGUGAUGGACGGGUACAUAUAUGCCAUGGGAGGCUAUAAUGGACGGCAUCGACUCAAAAGUGCUGAGCGCUAUCAGCCCAGAAACAACCAGUGGACUUUAAUUCCUCAGAUGCAUGAGCGGAGGAGUGACGCCAGCUGCACAAACCUCCGUGGCAAGGUGUACAUUUGCGGUGGCUUCAAUGGGAAUAAUUUCCUGUCAACGGCUGAAUGCUUCAACCCAGAGACCAACCAGUGGACACGGAUUGCCUCCAUGGACCAAAUCCGCAGUGGAGUUGGGGUCAUUGCCUAUGCAGACAAAGUCUUUGCAGUUGGCGGCUACAACGGGAUCAGCCGUCUGAACACUGCUGAGGCCUACAACCCCGACACCAAAACCUGGCACGCUGUGCCCUCCAUGCUGGCCUGCCGCAGUAACUUUGGUAUUGCCGUGAUCGAUGACCGUGUCUUUGUCGCGGGGGGCUACAGCGGCUCAUCCACCAUGUUUGACGUCGAGUAUUAUGAUGCCGAAACUAGCGAGUGGUCUGGUGCCAGUUCCAUGAAAGUCUCCUGCAGCGCCCUGAGCUGUUGCGUGGUGCACGGACUCCCUAACAUGGUCGACUACUCAGCUCCUCGUCUUAUGCAAUGUUCUGAUGCGGAUGAGGACAAAAUGGAAUAAUCCACUAUGAGCUGUAUUUCUCUGUAAAAAAAAUGUCUUCAUGCAAUAAAAACACUAAGUAAUCAAACAAAGUACUAAACUAAUACUGCAAGUAAAUUUGUUGGCC